Messenger RNA from Camponotus floridanus (Florida carpenter ant), 1229 nucleotides. Its product is annotated as THAP domain-containing protein 1-like. The record is from RefSeq and is a predicted model, not a curated record. The transcript is spliced from 4 exons. Gene Ontology annotation, molecular function: sequence-specific DNA binding. NCBI's taxonomy places the organism in Eukaryota, Metazoa, Arthropoda, Insecta, Hymenoptera, Formicidae. The coding region runs from base 94 to 693 and encodes 199 amino acids.
GAACCUCUCGCUUUAGUGGGGUUGUCAGUUCGUUCCCACUCGUCUUGUACGCCAGUUGUGAGAGCGACGCUGGUGCGUCGCGCGAAUCUUGAGAUGGCGACGAGUUGCAUUCUCUGUGAACGACGCUCCGAAGACGCGCACGAGAUAUCAUUCCACGCUUUUCCCGAGAAUAAGGAUCAUCGGAAAAAAUGGCUGGACGCGAUUGGCAAAACUAAUGCGGAAGUGCCUGCUCAAUCGGCACUGUGUUCGCGUCAUUUCUCACAAAGUUGUUUCACAGGCUCGAGUCUGAUGGACAAUGCUGUUCCAACUUUGGAACUAGACUCAUAUUUUUCAGCAGAAGAAGAUCAAUCGCAGGAAGAAUUGGAAACCGAGUUAUUCGUCCCAAUCACAAGACCGACUGUUUCAAAAGGAAGGCGUAUUCACAUGUUGUCGGAUGAGGAGAUGAGGGAGACGCAGCCGAUCAAGUACGUGCGCUUUCUCAAGAGCGUCAACUGGGACGAGAUCUCCAAGGUGCCGGCGGAGGCAAAGAUUGUCUGGGAGGUGGCGAUGGAGGAAUUGAAGGAGGACAACGAAAAGAUAAAGCAUCUGCAGGCGCACGCUCGUCAACUCAAUGCGACCGUUUUAAAACUGAAGAACGCAUUGAAAACGCGAAAGAAGAAUAAGACCGCCGUCAAAAGAUCUCUCUUAAAUUAGCUCUCUCAGAUUUAUUUUCGGGACGAUCGAUUCGUUUGCAGUCGCAAUACAAAUUGCGAGGUGAAACAUUGAAACGGCUCUCUCGAAGGGGGAAGUAUCGCAAUUACGUCGCAUGAAUAAGAUCCACAUUCUCCCCUUUUUCCCUAUUAUGGCGAACCAGGCUACCAGGCUAGCGAGGCUAGGCUGACAGGCUUGCCGCUGUUUGCAUUCGACUGCACGACGCCCUGCAACGAAAGCAAAUGCCCGUCAAUGGCGGGUCCUUUCAGACAAGACAAAUGCGAGCUCGCGCUCUCGCAUUUGCGCUCUCUUCUUCGCGCAACAGAGGUACGUGGUGCGCGUAAUACGUUUACCACCGACCACACAACCGGGGAAAAUAUAUGGCACGAAUGGAAGAAACGAAAGAGUGGAAAUGAAGAACGAUGUCGAUGAGCAAGGGAUAAAAGUUGCGUCUUUUUCACCUCUCAUGAUGCGUUAUAUUAUUUGUAGAUUUAUAUUAUCGAAGUAAUAAUAUAACGUGUAUACAGGAUAAAUAAUUA